AUGCCCCUCAGCCCCCUACGGACGCCUACCAAGCCUGCUCCCGAUUGGUGCACUCUCACUUGCCCCGACCUUGACGCCGUGAUAGCGGCUGCUUUUCAAGAUCAACUGAUGUGUUCUGGCUUCGACAGCGAGCGAUCGCGCCACAUUAUUCUCUCCUGUCUCGUAUUUGAAGAUUUCUGCAUGGAGCUCUCGGCUAUUUGCCUGGAACAAAGUGCUCUUGUCUGA
Molecule: messenger RNA, 225 nt
Organism: Dibothriocephalus latus
Lineage: Eukaryota; Metazoa; Platyhelminthes; Cestoda; Diphyllobothriidea; Diphyllobothriidae
Source: the annotation of a GenBank genome assembly